CAACCUGGUGCGGAAACACGAUGUAGUGGCUGGUUGUAAUGGAUUUUGGAGCGUAAGCAGGACUUCAAAGGCGCUAUUCUUGGAAAAUAUACAUUUUAUUAGAGACAGCAUGUCUAUCUCAGACCAGGCCCUCUCAGAGGGUUCUGACAGUUGUCUCUUAAAUGGACUGGGGCUGGACGCCAUUUUUCAAGAAGAAGAAUCAGCGAGAUGCCUCAGUCUUGACAUGUGGGGAAAUUGUCGCGCUGACAACUUUCAACAGAAACUGGAAGAAAAUGAAAGUUUUAAACCGCUGAGAGUUCAUCUCUUGAGACAAGUUGCAGACUACUUCAAUAGAAUAAACGUUCGUUACUUUAUUUAUGGUGGCACAGCCCUGGCUGUUUAUCGUGAAGGUGGAAAAAUUAUCAAACACGAUGGCGAUAUUGAUUUGGCUAUUCUGGAAACUGAUUUUUCGAACGUUGUCCACAAUAUUGAUAAAUUCCCAGCAUUAAAAGACGGUGAUAUUUUCAUGUCAGAAGAAUGCUCCCUCCUCAAGCGAGGCUGGUUUGAUGCAGAAGGAAACGAGAUUCCAUUUUGCGGAGUUGGAGGAAAACGCUUAAAAUUGUUUGCCACCAGAAAGCUUUUCAGGCAGUUUGGAUUUGAGACUGAUGAACAUUUUGAUAUAGGCCUGGCUCAUGUAGACGUUUUUACUCUCAGCGAACAUCCGGAUGAUCCGAAAUGCUUCUGUGUUAACUGGAAUGUACCGGGUGCCUACGAUUACAGGAAGAAAGCCUUUCCAAAAUCAAUAUUUUUCCCUCUCAAAACCUAUUCUUUUGAAGGGCUGGAAGUUACUGGAAUGAAUGACCUCAAAGCCUAUCUGGAUAUAGAGUACGGGUAUUUAGGUCGAGGCGCCAUGUAUGAUCUCAAAACUCAGCUUUACGUCAAAAUACCAGAAAUUUUGCUUACUCAACUUCCAGAAGGCGUGCAGCAGUCUUUUCUUGCUAAUUCGUAACUUCUGCUAUUUUCAAAUGGGUCAUACUUUAGUGCUAUUUAACUAUUGAUACAGCUCACGAGCGAAUUUUCUCGAAACAAAACCUCGUUUGGUGGAGAUCUUAUUUGUUUUUAUGGUGUUGUUUUGUUUUGUUUUUGAAGGGGACUGUCUGGGGACUUUUUGAAAUAACACUAUGACUCGAAGUAAGCUCUAGAAUUGUUAUGAUUGUCUGUAAUAAUGUAUUUCUUACAUAACCAGUCGAGAAUUUUCCUCAGAUGUGCUAAACUUCGCCCAUGCCAGUUACUGUUUGGUGCAGAAUUGACAGUCUACAGAAGUUUGAUGACGAGCUACUUUGCAAAAAGGCAAUAUUUCUAGGGUUGUUGGGAAAUUUGUUGGGCUAAACUAAUUUUUGGUACAAUUGAAAGAACGAUUACCAAGCUUA
Molecule: messenger RNA, 1409 nt
Organism: Stylophora pistillata
Lineage: Eukaryota; Metazoa; Cnidaria; Anthozoa; Scleractinia; Pocilloporidae
Source: RefSeq, a predicted model, not a curated record